Acanthosepion pharaonis is the source of this 981-nucleotide messenger RNA. Lineage: Eukaryota; Metazoa; Mollusca; Cephalopoda; Sepiida; Sepiidae. The record is from the annotation of a GenBank genome assembly.
AUGAGAUUUGUUGAUUCGCCUAGUACGGUUUUUUAUUGGUCGAAGUUUUCCGUACGUCGGCGUAAGAAUAAAUAUAAUACUCAUUUGGAGGCAGACAGUAUUCUUUAUUCAUAUCUAUCUAUCUAUCUAUCUAUCUAUCUAUCUAUCUAUCUAUCUAUCUAUCUAUCUAUCUAUCUAUCUAUCUAUCUAUCUAUCUCAGCAACGAUAAUUUUUUUAUUUGAAGAAGAAGAAAAAAAUGUCUCUAAUUUGACAAGUGGAUUUCGUUUUUCGAUUUCCUUUUCCCUCCUUCCACAUUUUACCAUCUCCCUGUCACCGCUACUUCCUCCCCUUCUUCAUGCCUCUCUCUUUUCGUCUUGCCUUCCACUUCGCCAGUUGGCAGUGCGCAAGCGCCUUAACCAAAGUCCGAAGCUGACGGAGGCGAUGUAUACAAAUGCAUCAAGAAGAAAUAAAAAUAUUAUAACAAAUAGCCGAGGUCCUCAUAAUUCAUUAGACCACAUAGAAGGACGUGGAGAUAGUAACACAACAACAAAGAGGACGACCGUUGGUCAUCACACCACGGCUAUGAGAUAUACUGCUAGGCAGUUCCAUAGUGCGGCAGCCUUACAUGAAAAGGAGUGUCCCCAGACUCUUAAUUCUCCAAAGUCAGUGUUUAAUGGUAAGCGGCCAGUCAGCAGUGUACAUCGGCCCAACAGUUAUUCAUCAGACCCACAAUCUCCACAACACGAGGAGAUUGUAAAAUAUUUAACAGAUGCUUGGAACAGAGUUACUCACGAUAUGGAGAGCAGACAUCCACGCGACAACAAGGCUUGGAACAGAGUCACUCAUGACGUGGACAACAGACAUCCUCGAGGCAACAAGGGUUCCACUCCAACAUGGUACAAAGAAAAGAGUCCAAAUCCACAGGUGGAAAACUUCAAACCUUUUGAUCUGGAAAAAUGGCAUGGCCAGCGAACAAUAGAGAAAAUACGAGGGACCACGUGA